Priceomyces carsonii is the source of this 1029-nucleotide messenger RNA. RefSeq names its product phosphoprotein phosphatase 2A catalytic subunit (gene PPH21). Gene Ontology annotation, cellular component: cytosol; nucleus. NCBI's taxonomy places the organism in Eukaryota, Fungi, Ascomycota, Pichiomycetes, Serinales, Debaryomycetaceae. Gene Ontology annotation, molecular function: protein serine/threonine phosphatase activity. The transcript has a single exon. The coding region runs from base 1 to 1029 and encodes 342 amino acids. The record is from RefSeq and is a predicted model, not a curated record. Gene Ontology annotation, biological process: mitotic cell cycle; G1/S transition of mitotic cell cycle.
AUGGACUUGGAUACAGAUGUUCCAAUGGAGGACGUCAGCGAGGAUGAACAGCAAUUGAAACAGCACCAAGAACAACGACCAUCUUCACAUAAGAACCAAGACUUGAGUGUUUCAACUGUGAAUCAGCUAGACCAGUGGAUUGAAAAACUCUCCAAGUGCGAACCUCUUAGCGAGUCAGAAGUAGAAAGGUUAUGUGAGAUGGCUAUUGACGUUUUGCAAUUUGAAGAAAAUGUCCAACCUGUUCAAGUUCCCGUCACAAUCUGUGGUGAUGUGCAUGGUCAAUUUCAUGAUUUAAUGGAAUUGUUCAAAAUUGGGGGACCCUGUCCUGAUACAAAUUACUUGUUCAUGGGUGAUUAUGUUGAUAGAGGCUAUUAUUCAGUUGAAACGGUAAGUUACUUGGUUUGCAUGAAAGUGAGAUUCCCAAAUAGGAUUACCAUCUUGAGAGGUAACCACGAAUCGAGACAGAUAACACAAGUUUAUGGAUUUUAUGACGAAUGUCUAAGAAAGUAUGGAUCUGCAACUGUAUGGAAACUUUUUACCGAUCUUUUUGACUACUUUCCGAUAACAGCUUUGGUUGAUAACAAAAUCUUUUGCUUACAUGGUGGUUUGUCCCCAAUGAUCGAAACUAUUGAUCAGGUCAGAGAAUUGAAUAGAAUCCAGGAAGUCCCGCAUGAAGGACCAAUGUGUGAUUUAUUAUGGUCCGACCCAGACGAUAGGGGCGGUUGGGGUAUUUCAGCAAGAGGAGCGGGCUUCACUUUUGGUCAAGAUAUCUCAGAGCAAUUUAACCAUACUAAUGAUUUGAGUUUAAUUGCGAGAGCUCAUCAGUUAGUUAUGGAAGGUUACUCAUGGUCACAUCAAGAAGCAGUCGUAACAAUUUUUUCUGCACCCAAUUAUUGCUACAGAUGUGGCAAUCAAGCAGCUAUCAUGGAAGUUGACGAACAUCAUGAUAGACAAUUCUUACAGUAUGAUCCAUCUGUUAGACCGGGAGAGCCUACAGUAACUCGAAAAACACCAGAUUAUUUCUUGUGA